ACCCGCUGUACAUUUUGGGUAAAGCCAUGUUCCAGUCAGACUCUAUAAACCACACAGCCGGGGCCACACGUGCCUUUGGCCAUUAACAUAGCCAAGUCAAUAAGUGCUUCCAGACAGGCGCAAUCCGUAUGCUUUAGCUAACGUUCGCUAGCAGUGCUAGGCUACGUUAACGCAGUGAGAAGGUUUCAUCGCCCGGUCGGUACCGCUAUGUUAGCGGCUAAUAGGCUAUCUGAGACAUCUUUACAGCGGCUUCAUGUCUUUACAGAGUAACAUCAGCGGAGCUAACGCAACGGGAACUGUGUGAUUGGUCAGCACCCAGUAGCAUGUCAGUGUAAGCUAACGGUCACGGUUCAUACGAGGCCAGAGACCCGGAGAGGCUCUGAGGCUCUGCGAGCUGGAGGACCUAGACACAAUCCCUGUCACUCUCCAUUUGUGUAGAGGUCUGUUCCCACCUAAAUGAAGGGGAGCAUCAGGAGUUGAUUAAGAGAUAUUGUAUCAUGAAGCCCAGAUUAAGUGUUGUCUGCUUAUCCAAAAAGUCUCAGUUUUUACCUUGAACUUUUGACAGGAGAGGAGGAUGAAAUGAGAUAAAGUGGACGACUGGAGGAGCCCAGCCCCCUCACCUCCCCCUUUCUGAAGCAUGGCAGGCCUACAGCUUGUCACUCCUGCCACUUCACCCAUGGGGCCUUUCUUUGGUCUGCCAUGGCAGCAGGAGGCUAUCCAUGAUAACAUCUAUACACCUAGGAAAUAUCAGGUAGAACUUCUUGAAGCAGCUCUUGAACAUAAUACUAUCGUCUGCUUGAAUACUGGCUCAGGGAAGACCUUUAUUGCAGUACUUCUAACAAAAGAACUCUCCCACCAAAUCCGUGGACAUUACCAAGAAAAUGCGAAGAGGACUGUUUUUCUGGUGAACACAGCUUUGUCUGUAGUUCAGCAAGCAGCUGCAGUCAGGACUCACUCGGACCUCCAGGUGGGAGAGUACAUAGAUUUGGAGGAGACCUCAGCAUGGACUGACAAACGGUGGAGUCGAGAGAUAAUCGAGAAUCAGGUGCUGGUCAUGACUUGCCACAUAUUCCUGCACAUUCUGAGGAAUAAAAUCUUACAGUUGUCUAAAAUCAACCUGGUGGUUUUUGAUGAUUGUCACCUGGCCAUCACGGACCACCCCUACUGUGAGAUAAUGAAGCUGUUUGAGGGCUGCUUGUGCAGUCCUCGUAUCCUGGGUCUCACAGCUUCCAUUCUGAAUGGGAAGUGUGACCCGUCAGAACUGGAGCAAAAGAUCCAGAAUCUGGAGAGAAUCCUGAAGAGCAACGCUGAAACUGCCACUGACCUUGUGGUCCUGGACAGAUACGCCUCUCAGCCAAGAGAAGUGGUGCUGGACUGCGGCCCCUACAUGGAUAAGAGCGGCCUCUCCUCCCGACUACAGGCAGAACUGGACGAAGCUCUCCACUUCCUGCAUGACUGCAACAUAUCUGUUGCCAGAGAGGACCGUGAUCCCACAUUCAUCUCCAAACAGGUCCUGAGUGACUGCUGGGCCGUGCUGCAGGUGCUGGGACCCUGGUGCGCGGACAAGGCGGCGGGCAUCAUGGUGCGGGAGCUCCAGAAGUACAUCAAACACGAGCAGGAGGAGCUCAGCCGCAAGUUUCUGCUCUUCACCGACACCAUCCUGCGCAAAGUGCAUGCCCUCUGCGAGGAGCACUUCUCCCCCGCCUCGCUGGACCUCAAGUUUGUCACCCCCAAGGUCCUCCGGCUGCUUGAAAUCCUACACGAGUACAAACCCUUUGAGCGGCAGCAGUUUGAAAGUGUGGAGUGGUACAACAACCGCAACCAAGACAACUAUGUGUCCUGGAGCGACUCUGAAGAUGAAGACGAAGAUGAGGAGGUGGAGGCCAAAGAGAGGCCCGAAGCCAACUUUCCCUCACCGUUCACCAACAUCCUGUGUGGGAUCAUCUUUGUAGAAAGGCGUUACACAGCUGUCGUCCUCAAUCGUCUGAUCAAAGAGGCGGGGAAGCAGGACCCGGAGCUGGCUUACAUCAGCAGCAACUUCAUCACUGGCCACAGCAUCGGCAAGAACCAGCCGCGGAACAAGCAGAUGGAGGUGGAGUUCAGGAAACAAGAGGAGGUCCUCCGCAAAUUCCGGGCUCAUGAAACUAACCUGCUGAUCGCCACCAGCAUCGUGGAGGAAGGCGUGGAUAUUCCAAAGUGUAACCUGGUGGUGCGCUUCGACCUGCCCACAGAGUACAGGUCCUAUGUCCAGUCCAAAGGCAGAGCUCGGGCACCCGUCUCCAACUACAUCAUGCUGGCUGACAGUGAGAGGACCAAAGCCUUCGAGGAAGACCUCACUACCUACAAGGCCAUAGAGAAGAUCUUAAGGAACAAGUGCUCCAAGUCAGUGGAGGUAAGUGAGUUUGAAGUAGAGCAGGUGUUGGACGAUGACAACAUCCUCCCACCCUACGUGCUUCGGUCUGAGGAUGGAGGUCCCCGGGUCACCAUCAACACAGCCAUUGGACACAUCAACAGGUAUUGUGCCCGGCUUCCCAGUGACCCAUUCACCCACUUAGCACCAAAGUGUAAAACCGUCGAGACGCAUGAUGGACGCUUCCAGUCCACACUCUACUUACCCAUCAACUCCCCUCUGCGAGUUCCUGUUAAGGGUCCUACAAUGAACUGUACCAGACUGGCAGAGAAAGCAGUUGCACUAGUAUGCUGUGAGAAACUCCACAAAAUAGGUGAGCUGGAUGAUCACCUGAUGCCGGUGGGGAAGGAGACAGUGAAGUACGAGGAGGAGCUUGACCUUCAUGAUGAGGAGGAGACCAGCGUACCAGGCCGGCCCGGCUCUACCAAGAGGAGGCAGUGCUACCCUAAAGCCAUACCAGAGUGUCUGCGGGACAGUUACGCAGUACCGGAGCAGACUUACUACUUAUAUGUGAUUGGGAUGGUCCUCACCACCCCUCUCCCGGAUGAACUCAACUUCCGAAGGAGGAAGCUCUACCCACCGGAGGACACCACCAGGUGCUUCGGCAUCCUGACUGCCAAACCCAUACCUCGAAUCCCCAAUUUUCCGGUGUACACUCGCUCGGGUGAGGUGACCAUCUCUAUCGAGCUGCAGAAGUCCGGCUUCGCACUCACCGCCGCCCAGCUCGACCUCAUCACCCGCCUGCACCAGUACAUCUUCUCCCACAUCCUCCGCCUGGAAAAACCUGCCCUGGAGUUCAAGCCCACACUGGCUGACUCGGCGUACUGCGUUCUACCUCUGAAUGUUGUUGGGGACUUGAACACACUAGAUAUGGACUUUAAAUUCAUGGAGGACAUUGAGAAGUCUGAGGCCCGCACUGGCAUUCCUACCACUCAGUACACCAAGCAGAACCCCUUCACCUUCAAGCUUGAGGACUACCAGGAUGCUGUCAUCAUUCCAAGGUAUCGCAACUUCGACCAGCCUCAUCGCUUCUAUGUCGCUGAUGUGUACACAGACCUGACGCCGCUUAGCAAGUUUCCUUCACCAGAGUAUGAGACAUUUGCUGAGUACUACAAAACCAAGUACAACCUUGACCUGUCCAACCUGAACCAGCCGCUUCUGGACGUAGACCACACCUCCUCCAGACUGAACCUGCUAACCCCUCGGCACCUGAACCAGAAGGGGAAAGCCCUGCCCCUCAGCAGCGCUGAGAAGAGGAAGGCCAAGUGGGAGAGUCUGCAGAACAAACAGAUCCUGGUUCCAGAGCUGUGCGCCAUCCACCCCAUCCCCGCCUCCCUGUGGAGGAAAGCAGUGUGUCUACCCAGCAUCCUCUACCGCCUCCACUGCCUCCUGACCGCCGAGGAGCUCCGAGCCCAGACAGCCAGUGAAGCUGGAGUGGGAGCCCAAACCCUGCCCCCUGACUUCAGGUAUCCAAACCUGGACUUUGGCUGGAAGAGAUCUAUUGACAGCAAAACGUUCAUCUCCUGCCCGGAGUCCUGUGGCGAGGACGGAGAGGGUCACUGUAAGCACCAAGAGACUGUAACCCCUGACCCCAACUCCCUAACACAUCCCAGUAGUCACCACUCUCCCCGGCCCCGUGCAGCCCUCGAGCCCGGAGAAGCCACCUGCACGAAGAACCUAAUCAAUGGCACUGCCCUAGUCGCCAACUGUGACGACGAAGGCCACCAAGAUGAGCACCUUCACCAACAUGACAAUUGCCAACGCUCCCAGCCCAGCUCCCCUGGGCUGCAGAGCCCUGAAUCAAUACAAACCACUACCUCAGUUCCUGUGCAGCCCUCUCACAGCUUGAAGAAGCCCAGCUCCAGUCCUCCGCAGCCUAGUGAUGAAUGUACACCAGGGAGGACCUCAGACCACAAAAAUAAAGCUACCUCAGUCUGCAGCCGGGCAGCCACGGGUCCCAAUGCUCCCACAGCACCUUCUCCCGACCUCGCCAUUGUCCCCCAGCUUGGAGCCCAGGCGGGAGACUCCCCCAAAAGCCUGGGGCCCAACCCGGGCCUCAUCCUGCAGGCCUUGACCCUAUCCAACGCCAGCGAUGGCUUCAACCUGGAGCGGCUGGAGAUGCUUGGAGACUCUUUCCUCAAACACGCCAUCACCACAUACCUGUUCUGCACCUACCCCGACGCUCAUGAGGGUCGACUCAGUUACAUGCGCAGCAAGAAGGUGAGCAACUGUAACCUGUACCGUCUGGGGAAGAAGAAGGGGCUCCCCAGCAGGAUGGUGGUGUCCAUCUUCGACCCCCCUGUUAACUGGCUGCCCCCUGGCUAUGUGGUCAACCAGGACAAGAGCAGCACAGACAAACUGGAUUCAGAGGAGGCAAAAGAGGAGCUUCUGGCCAACGGGCAGUCUGGAAAUGACUAUGAUGAGGACGAUGAGGAGGGCGAGGAGGUGGACGAGGAUGGUGAGCUGAUGCUGAAGGACGAGCCAAAGGAUGAAGUCAACAUGGAGGACGAUCUGGAGUAUUACAAGGAGCACAUCAAAUUCAUUGACAACAUGUUGCUGGGAUCUGGUGCUUUUGGUAAGAAGAUCUCUCUGAGCGGCUUCCCUCCCUCUCUCACCCCGGCCUCCGGAUCCUCCCCUGCCAUGGAGUCUCCGUACGAGUGGAAAGCGCCCAAGAAGCCCCUCCAUCCCACCCCGGCCCACUACCCCUCAGAGCCGGUGCACAGCGGGCCGUCUGCAGAGGAGUUUGACUACAGCUCGUGGGAUGCCAUGUGCUACCUGGAUCCCAGCAAGGCCGGAGAAGAGGACGACUUUGUGGUGGGUUUCUGGAAUCCAUCGGAGGAGAACUGUGGUGCCGAGCUCGGCAAGCAGUCCAUCUCCUACGACCUGCACACAGAGCAGUGCAUCGCCGACAAGAGCAUCGCUGACUGUGUGGAGGCUCUGCUGGGCUGCUACCUGACCAGCUGUGGAGAGCGAGCCGCCCAGAUGUUCCUCUGCUCGCUGGGCCUCAAGGUGUUACCAUUGGAGAGAGGGACCUUGACAGGAGCAGUGGUGCAGAGCCGCCAGAUCGCUGCCAUCGACCUGUGCUACGGCUGGCUGAAGAUCCCACCCCGCUGCAUGCUGGACCAUCCCGAUGCAGAGCGGACUCUGAACCACCUCAUCUCUGGCUUUGAGAACUUCGAAAAAAAGAUCAACUACACGUUUCAGAACAAGGCUUACCUCCUGCAAGCCUUCACGCACGCUUCUUACCAUUACAACACCAUUACAGAUUGUUACCAGCGGCUGGAGUUCCUUGGUGAUGCAAUUCUAGACUACCUCAUAACAAAGCACCUUUAUGAAGACCCGCGGCAGCACUCUCCUGGCGUGCUGACCGACCUGCGCUCAGCACUCGUCAACAACACCAUCUUUGCCUCUCUGGCUGUCAAGUACGACUACCACAAGUACUUCAAGGCCAUCUCGCCCGAGCUUUUCCACGUCAUAGACGACUUUGUGCAGUUUCAGCUGGAAAAGAACGAGAUGCAAGGCAUGGACUCCGAGCUGCGACGCUCUGAAGAAGACGAGGAGAAGGAGGAGGACAUCGAGGUCCCUAAGGCCAUGGGGGAUAUCUUUGAGUCGCUAGCGGGAGCAAUUUACAUGGACAGCAGGAUGUCACUGGAGACGGUGUGGCAAGUGUAUUAUCCUAUGAUGAGGCCACUUAUAGAGAAAUUCUCUGCCAAUGUGCCACGAUCUCCUGUGAGGGAGCUGCUCGAGAUGGAACCAGAAACUGCCAAGUUCAGCCCUGCAGAGAGAACGUACGACGGGAAGGUCCGGGUGACAGUGGAGGUCGUCGGUAAGGGCAAGUUCAAAGGAGUUGGCCGCAGCUACCGGAUCGCCAAGUCGGCGGCGGCGCGACGAGCUCUGCGCAGCCUCAAAGCCAAUCAACCUCAGGUCCAAAACAACUGAGCUCAGCAUUAGCACCUAAGCUAUUGACGCUAACGGAGAAAAAGCAGCAUUGGAUUCCCAACAUAGCGCAAUGCUAGCCCUGUAUCUUCAGCCUGCGAUGGCACAACCAAGGCAGCCAGGGAACACUGUGUGGAGACGCAACAAAAGAAGCAGACUGAUCUCACAACAGAUUUCACAUCGGAUCUUGUACCUUUUUUUUGUUUUGUUUUGGUUUUUUUUGCGCAAACACAAUCUUUACUUUCCCUCUCUGCUUUGUGUAAUCACAUGAGUGCUUUAUUAACGUUUAGCAAAGUGUUUAAAAAAGGUCAGGUCGCAAUGUCUGUUCCUCACUGUUCUUGAUUUUUCUUUUGUUUGGGUUAACCUCCAUGUCAGUGAGAUAAGGCUUCUGCUUAUUGUGUAGUAUUAGACUGUACAUAGUUCAAUCAAAGGUGUAAAUCAAAGUAUGUAGUAGGACGAAAAGAAAAAAAAACGCUAAACUCCUCAGCCUGUGCACUAGUGCCAGUCAGUUUUAAAGCGGUUUUUAAAAUGCUAAAGGCAGACGUGGCUAACAGAUACCACUGGAGCAAAAACCUGGUGGCACUUCUGUCUGAAAUCUGUCUUGAAAUGGUAUUCUUAAUCAUAUUUGCACUUAUUCCAUUAGGGUCUGUUACUUUGAGAAUUGUGUGGUCACAUUGACACCAAAAUCAUAUACGUAGCAAAAAAUAUAAAUAUAUAUAAAAAGAAUAAAAUACAUGAAUGAUAUUCUUGGCCUUAAAUGCUAAGGCUCACCCUCAUAUCCUGCAAAACGGAUAGGAAUUUCAACAUUCCCAGUUACUGUAAUUUAAACUAGUUUUUAACCACACUUGAGGUUGCAUGUUCUUGAAGCUUAUGUAUAAACCACGACAACUGGAUGGCUUCUAUAAAUGUUCUAAAUCUAUGGAUAUAUCUAGAGUGUGUGAGAGCGAGAUCAGGUGUUUACGGCAUUAUCUUGAUGAUUUGGUUUAACAUGUUUUGAUACCAAGAAUGGAUGGAAUCGAAUUAGUCAUUCUUGCGCACUAAAUGUCUUUCCACAGAGCGAAUCAUCCAGUUUUGAUAUAUGUACGAAAAGAAAGACAUAUCACACAUUCAAUAUGCUGCAGACUUUUCUACAAAUUGGAUACUCGUGUUAAGACACACAGAAUCUUUUCAGAUACAGUCUUUUGUGAAAAAGGCCAAUUCAUUUCAACACACUAGUGUUCCUCACAUCCCGUACCUACCAAAGCUAUAACAGAUGUGACACUAUAAGGUUGAAGUCAAUUCCUAGGGAUAAGGAUACCAGCCUUUUUUUUUUUCUUUUUUGUGGUUUCUGUUCUGACGAAUUUUGCUUCUCGCUAAAUGUCUUUUUUCUCAUCAGUAAGCCCUUGUUCACUUGAAUACCUCAGUUAAUUGCAUGCAUUUUCUUUUCUUUUUUGUUUGGUGCUAUGUUUUUGUAUUAAGCUUGAAUUUCUCAUCUUUUUUGCACUGUAACUAUAAUACCUCUUUAUUUGACCUUUUAAAAAAAAAAGAGAAUUAAUUUGAUUUUUUUUUUUUUUCUGUUUGAUUUGGUUGUCCUCUUCGUCAGCCAUCAAGCUGUAGAGAAGAGCUGCGUUGUCGUCUUUUCCCCCCUUCCGUACUUGAGGUUCAGACUUGAUGUAUUUUUUUUUUAUUUUUUUUGGAUUGGGGGAAGAAGAGGAGGAAGUGUAAGCAGGAGAUGUAUUCUCUGCACAUAAGCCUAUCUGCAUCCCCCCUCCCCCUUUUGUUUAUUAACUGUUAGUUUCAUCAGUUGAGAAUCUGUUUCUGAAUUCUGGGUAAAAACAAACAGAGGAAGGAUUGAUUGAUUGAUUGAUUGAUCAGAUGGGUAAAUGUUUGUAGAGAUAAUCAGAUUGCACUCUUAAACUUUUAAUUUCUCUGACAUUUACUUCAAAACAUAGAAAUAUAUGGGUUGGAAGAGACACAUACCCACGUGGUUUCUGUGUUAGUAUUUGAAAUCAAAGUCAUAGUCCUGUAAUGCCACCCAUAGGUGCUUCUACCUCAAGGACAGUGCGCUCAGUGUUCAUUUCUGAACAAAACUGCAGUUAAAGUCAGUAACUUUCUGACUAUAUUACAUAAUGUAGUCUUUACUGUGAUACCUAUACAGUCCAUGUCACAUAUGUAGUAAACAACACAGGUAUCUGCUUCACUGAGUCGACAUUCCCUUACAGUGAUUUUUGUCUAAAAUAGAAACAAACUAAAGUCAGUGCCUUCUCUGUGGGAGAUCAGUGUCAGCAUAGACUGGAUUUAAAUUCAACAAAAAAUUUAAAGUUCAAUUAAUGAAUCAAAAUUUGAGGUUGUAUAUGCGAUUGUUUGUGAUUUUGUUUCUGCUUAAAAAAGUGAUAAGUAAAUCAGGUAUUUUCAACUGAAGAUUUUAACCAGGUCUUCUCUGCCACAUACGAUUUGUAAGUUUACCCUACAAUAUAUAAAAAUAAUAAUGUAACCCAUUAAACCUACCCAAAUACUUUGGAACCAAUUAAAAGAACAAGUGACAUACAAAAGAAGACUGAACUGACCCAACAGAAACUGAAAGUAGUUCCAGUAAAUGUUUCCUGAUACUUAAUUAACCAUGGCCCUAGAACCACUUGGGGUCCAGGGACUCCCUGGUUCACUAUGUAGCAAUGAGUUUUUCAGUUUGUUUGAAGCAGACUUGGUGCCACCUUAUCAAGCCCCAAAACAUAACCUAGCAUUGCUGCAGGGUUACAAUGUUAGCCUCUGGUUAACAUGACAAAAACCUUUCAUGUAGCUUGUUUGUGUUGAAAAGAAACAAAUUUAGAAUUUGGAUAAAAGAUAAAAACGACCUGUAGUCACAGCUUAGGUUAGGUAGCUACUGUUAGCUAUUGUUAUUGUAGCUGUCUUUUUGCUAACAGUAUUUGUAAGCUAGUGAGUUAGCUAGUGUUUUGCUACAGACCAAUAAAUGGCUAACUAGCCAGCUAAUCUACAUCAGUUGUUAGCUAGCUAGAUACAUCUGAAAGAGACAGUUUAGCAAAAUGCUAUCCAACCAGUUUAGCAUUUCUUGCUAACAUUAUUUAGCUUAAGAUGUGACUAUAUGUAUGCCACCUUUUUUUUUUUUAUCUUUUAACCAUCUUUAAAAUGUGGUUGUCUUUUCAACACAGACAAGCCUAGCAUAAGCAUAUCUAAGUAUAAGAAAGGAGUAAGGAGUUCUGAAGAGGUAUUGGAGUAAUCAGGGCUGGGACAUUUCAGACAAUACAGAUUGUCCCCAGACCCAGGGUCAGCUUAUCGGGGUUCAGGUCAGCCCAAAAACCUCUACUUGACAGUGAAAUGAGAACAAAACUUCCAAUUACAGCUCAAGUACAAGAUAUGCAUUUUUAAUAUGUUACGUCGGGUUAUGUGAAAAGAACACUUACAUUCAAAUCCAGUCUUUGCUAGGACUGCUCUUUAUUUUUGUUGUCUACCAACAGCUAAACUCUCAGACCUCUGGUCGGGUGCCAUAGAUAACCAUGUGAAUACUGAAGUGUAGAUUUGUGAAAUCCCUUCAUGUUAAAAAUCAAUGUGAACUCAGUGAACACCGUGAAACUUAAGUACGUCUCUGUAAAAUCUGUCGCUGUUCAAAAGAGUGCAAUCUGUCAUUAUUUCUCAGGCAGCUGUCUGACCCUCUAGUCCACCUUUUUAAACCCUUAAAUCUGGGCUGUGUUUUUUGAUUUCCCUGUUAGAGCGAUAUCGUCAGACUUAAGAUUUGGAGCGGCCCUCCAGUCACACACUUUGCAACACCUCAGUCUGUAGUGCACACACACACACACACACACACACACAGCCAUUUCGACUUUUCCUCUGGCUCAACACACUAAUUAUCUGUAAGUCUCCGGGAGGGAGGAGAGGGAGAUUACUGAAAAGAAUGUGAAAUCACUCGUAACGGUGCCAUGCCUGCUCUAUUUUUAUCUGUGACUGAUAAAAAAAACAAAAAAAAAUGAGGAUCACAAAUAAUCUUGUCAGCCGCAAGUGGCAUCAAUAUCCAACAACCUUGUAUGUUUUUCUUUCUUUCUUUUUAAUAAGGUGGUGUGUGUGUGUGUGGGGGGGGGGGGGUGCUGGAGCUGAGGUAGUCCUGUGUUAUUCAGAGUGGACAAUGUUUUCUCGUACUUUUUUUUUUUUUUUUUCAUUUCCUUUUGUACAUGUAGCACAAUUGAGCAUUGCACUUGGGCGCCAUACUUUACCUCAUGUCAGAGUGUGAAAGGGAGUGAAAGGUGGAGAGAAAAAAAGUGUAUAUAUGAUGCCGUAAUGUUAAGAGGACUAACUUGUGGUUCAGGCUUUGCUGCUGUUUCAAUUGCUGGUAAUAUACAAACCUAUUUAAGAAUAGAAUAAGGGGCUAUGGGAGGGGAGACAAAAUGUGCCUGCAGGUCAUCGUCUUGACAAAUACACUGUAAAAAAGAAUCUCUGCAAUUUAGGCCUAAAAUGUCUGGACGUCACGUACACGGAUGUUCCCGCCUUAAACAAAUGUUUGGAAAUGAAUUGUAAGUCAAACUACCACAUCCAAAUCACGGCUCAAAUGAUGAACUGAUGCUCGGUUUCAUUCUCUUCUGACUACUUUGUCACCCGAGUGAUGCUCCCAGCCUGUUUUUUUUUUUUUUUUUUAACUCCUGCGGUGUGUUAGUUUGGAAUUACAAGACAAACCUUCCCCAGCCCUUUAUUGGGAACUAAAAAGGAAAAAUCCACUUAAACUUGUUUCCUGUACUUUUGGCCAAUCAUAGACCACAGUACCGUGUCAUCACUUAUUUUUAACAUGCCUAAUGUACUUGUACACCAGUUUGUGAAUUCCUGUGAACUGGGGCUGUCACUUUUUUUUCCUUUUCAAUUUAAACUACUGUUUGUAUUUAAAGAAAACAAAUUAAAUAUUACAUUUUUAUGUGUACAAAAAUGAUCUGUGUCCAUGCAACAGGCCAUGUAUUGUACUACAGCAGGCAGCGUUGGAUGGAAAAAAGUAAACUGGACUAUGACUAGGCACUAAAACAUACUGGAAUUGAAAUAGUAUCCCAUCACGAUUAUCCCAGUUAUGAAAAUUCACCACGAUAAAAAUGUUUGUUUAUUGCGAUAUGUGAUCUAUCGUCCCAUCCCUAUUGACCUUUCCAUUAACACACAAUGGAGUAAACUAGCGAGCUAUAAUGGAAGAUAAUCAGUCUUAAAAACGAUGUGUGGAAGAACUCUAGAUUUGACACCAUGUCUGGGGGAAAAAAAAAGGAAAUUGUUGGUAGAAGUAGGACUGUGGCUUGCCCUUUAAAAAUGCAACUGCCUAGUAAUGUUAGCUUGACACUCAAAUGAUGGUGUAGUUUAAGGUUAGGUUGUAUUUGAAUCAUUUCUAAUUAGCUGUAAUUUUUUUCAAUUUUUUUUUUUUUUUGUAGUGACAGCCCUAAUGUGUGUUUGUUUGAUCGGAAUUUAAACUUCCUAAGCCAACUUCCUCCUUUCCUGUACUUACAUAUGCUAUGUGCUAAGCGAGACUUAAGAAGGGUCAGUUGGGCUUAAAACGGGUAAUACAAAACAGCUAGGGCUGUAAAAAGGGUUUUGAACUGCAGCCCCACUGACACCGACAAGUAUCCUAGGGGUCUUCAAGGGAAAUGUUAUUUUUAUGUAAUGUCCAGGCAGUGUUGAUGGUAAAUGUAGUCCAUUGAAAUGUUAAAUUCUUUGUUCUUCAGUUUGUGCUAUGUUGACCAAGAAAUAUUAGCAAGAUGUGUUCCACCACCAGUGCUGUCAUUUGACAUAUACAGUGAUGUAGUUAGUGUCAAGGAAACUACAGGCUGUUUCCGCUAGGAAAUGGUCAAACUGCAGGAAUUCAUUUUCCUCGCACAUUUUUGUAGCUUUGAUUAGCACCCAGCAGCUAAACUAACUUGCUCACUGAGCGUGGGAAUCCUGGUACAUGUAGGCACUCCGAACAGGAGAACAGGAGAACAGAGCUUUCUCGGUCAGUAUAGCCCGCACUGAGGAACUUACUGUUUCAGUUGACUAUAUCUUUCAUGAAUCCUGUCUGGACAUCCACAUAAAGCAUGGGAAAUCUUCCCUUCAAGUGUCCCAAAAGCCACUGUGCACUAGGUUCUGGAGUGGACAGGAACUUGCGGUUCAGCUUAGGAACCUUCAGUCCUUUAGAGGCCACAACCUUUGACAUUGGAGGCUCCUGAAGUGGGAUGCUGCUAGAGUAAAGAAGUAACUUAACCUGCUCCUACGACAAGAUUUAUACUUUGUGUUCAUCGACAAAUAUGAAUUGUGGACCGACACUUUUGCCUUUCUUGUUUUAGAUUGCUAAAGUUUUCCGUCAUAGCAUUGUAGCUACAUUUGAAAUGUACUGCCUGCAUAAAGUAUUCAUGGGGCUUGGACUUUACUAAUUUGAAUAUAAAAUUGAAUCACUGUGGAUGGCAGAUAUACAGAUGUGAUAUUCUUCCAAACAAAAACAAUUAUGAUUGACCAUGUACUCAGAACGUUUUUUUGUUUGACAGCCUUUUUUCAACAAAUUUGUUCAGGAUCCUUUCUUGCAACUUCUUAUCCCUGAUCUAGGACUGGCAUAAUACGUAUCAAAGUCCUGCUUCACUAUCUCCCAGAAUUCUUAGUCACUGAGCAAACUCACCGGUGUAUUCAGAUCUUUUACUUACAGUAAAUAUUCUUUGUUACAAAUUAAAGUCAAAACCCUACUUAAGUAAAAAAUAAUAAUAAUAACAGCAUUAUCAGCUAAAUGUACUUCUGUAAGUAUUUAAAAAAGUACUCCUUUGAUAACAAUUUCCUCAAUAUUGGAUAAGCUGAAAGCCUGUGGAACUGGUAGCAAUCCAUAGACAUCUAAAACAUGACAGUGGGGUCCAAAUCUGACCCUGUGUUUUUGUAAGAGGUCACCCAAAGGUCUUUAGGUAUUGUAUUUCAUAAAUUUGUCAGCUGCUGUGCACAAAUAAUUUUAGUAAAAAGUACAAAGUUUACAUAGUAGCAUAAAAUGGAAAUGGAAGAAUGUACAAGUACCUCAAAACUUUACUUCUGGUUGUACUUGGUUACUACACACUACUGCUGUGUGGUAUGCAGUCGUCUUAACUGCUAAUAAGAAGGGGGCCUGAUGCAGACCAAGAAAGUUCUCUUCUAAGAGACCUUCUAAGACUACACGAAAGACCUUUCUUGUUCAGUUAUCUUUUUUGUUACUUUGCACUCGCCUAUGUGUGCCAAGAAGAAUUCCUACAAUGUAGUGAGUUUAUUUUUAAAGUUUAGGGAAUGAAUGUUCCGAGUGAUAGUGAUGCAGGAUUGUGGUAGUCAGUGCUGUCCUGGGUCAGUAAAAACAGAUACUGAAAUCAUAUUUUGCUUCAUGAUUCUGAUUCCUGAACUUUGGGUAUCGGCCAAUACGGACGACCAACUCUACCUGUGACUUUUGAUGUUUAUGUGCUCUUUCUUAAAGCUGCAGUAGUAUAAAAAUAACUUUUUGUCAUAUUUGCUAACGUUCAUUAUGUCCUGACAGUAGUACCUGGGACAGAUAAUCUGGCUCCUCCUAGUGCUAAAUCCACUGGGCCUGAUUGUGGCCUGAAUGAUGUGCUUAAUGCUUGUCUAUGUUGAAAAGACAGCCACAUGAAAACAACCAAUCAGAGAAAGGAAAGACAGUUCUUAUUAUAUAAGUCUUAUUCCCAGGGUGUCAGAUACUGAUGCUUUGGCACCGUGGGAAUGAGACUCAACAAUCGACUAUCUUCAAGCUUCCAACACAAGCAUCGUUUUAUCUUUCUUGGCUCUGAUUGGUUGUUUUUGUUCAGGCCCUGUGGAUUCUUGCAAAUACCAUUAGGAGCACUAGGAGGAGCCAGAGGAACCUGAUUCUUUCACAGAUUAUCUGUUUCAUGUUCUACUGUCAGGAUAUAGUGAAAGUCUCAGCAUAUAUAUAAUAAAAAUAUUUUUUACUAAAGUUACCUACUGCAGCUUUAAUUUAGUCAGUCUGACUGUAUUUGACGUUAAAAGCGGAUCCUAAUUACAAUCCACAGUGAUUCAAAAGUCCUUGGAGUGCCUUCACUUUUUAUCGGAACUGUAUCUGGAUGUAAUGUCAUCUACAUGUGGGCAGGUGUUCACAGGAACUGUAAAAUGAGACGCAGACAAGAAAAUGUUUUUCAAUAGUAUUAGGUGUUUUAGGUGGAUUUUUCCUUUAAGGUCCUCGGGAAAGCAUGAUCAGUGUUAACAGAAAUGCCUUUUGAGAAAGCGGGGUGGGGAGGGAAUUUUUUGCAGCAAGAUAUUGGUCUCAUAAAGCCAGCAUAGAGCACCGACCGUGACUGUUUGGGUGGGGUUGGGAGGGUGGGGAGGGCAUGGUCACAGCAGCAGAACACCAGCAGAGUGAAGCUGAAUGGAUGGAGCGAUUAACUGCUAUCAGUGUGGGGAAUUAUGGGCCAUCACAACCUGCAGCAAAUGUUUAAGGGACAUUGGAAUAGAAACUCCUCACUCAUACUGUAAUACCGUGCUGCAGUGGUUUGCGGUCUGCACCUUAUUGGAUCACAAAUACCUUUAAUUUUUUUUGUUUGUUUGAGUUUUUUUCUUUUUCUUUUUUUUUUUAAAUAAUUGUAGCCCAGUAUAUCUACAAUAAAAGUAAUGGUAUGGUCAUUUA
Messenger RNA from Dicentrarchus labrax (European seabass), 14927 nucleotides. RefSeq names its product dicer 1, ribonuclease type III (gene dicer1). Gene Ontology annotation, molecular function: deoxyribonuclease I activity; RNA binding; ATP binding. The coding region runs from base 638 to 6349 and encodes 1903 amino acids. Lineage: Eukaryota; Metazoa; Chordata; Actinopteri; Moronidae. Gene Ontology annotation, biological process: pre-miRNA processing; siRNA processing; apoptotic DNA fragmentation. The transcript is spliced from 30 exons. The record is from RefSeq and is a predicted model, not a curated record. Gene Ontology annotation, cellular component: RISC complex; cytoplasm; nucleus.